Messenger RNA from Ctenocephalides felis (cat flea), 1187 nucleotides. RefSeq lists its product as uncharacterized. NCBI's taxonomy places the organism in Eukaryota, Metazoa, Arthropoda, Insecta, Siphonaptera, Pulicidae. The transcript is spliced from 6 exons. Bases 402 to 1187 code for a protein of 261 amino acids. The record is from RefSeq and is a predicted model, not a curated record.
AGGAUGGCCAGGAUGGCGAGGAUUGUGUUCAAGCUCAUCCCGACUGCACAAUGCUCCCAGAAGACGGAAGCAGUCCUGCCAUGAUAACAACAUUUAAUGACAUUAACAAACUGCCGUUUUUUAUAAGUAUACAAGGCAUUUGAGAUAUUGCCAUAAAAACGGUGCGCAUUUGUGAAAUCAUCACACAAGAUCUAAAUCACAGGAUAAAGAAUAUUUGUUUGUGGACCGUCAUUUAAAAUGCAAACUGUUUUGCAAGAAAAUGACUGAAUAUAUAAAUUUUUGGCAGAACUAAUGAAUACACACAUUGGAUAAACAUGAUCUUCAAAACCAACGAAUAUUAAAUAUAAAUUGAAAGACACGAAGAUUCAUCAACACUUCAUGUUCACUCCGUUCUUCGGCAUAUGGCACCCACAUUAAGCAAACCAGAUGAUCGAGAGUUCGUCCAGCUCUGGGUAGCAAAGUUAUUCCGGCCUGAAUACAACACGAAAAGAUUUCGUGACAAACGUAAUAAAUAUUUGUAUUUUCUCAUUAUGACACUCAUGAACGACGAAUUGAUAGGUAUAUUUGCUGGACCGCCUCCCUUGGCUUCGAUUCCAGAAGUUCAGCGUUUGAGCCACAAGAAAAUCCUUCCAGCUAUGUGGGAGAAGGAAACCUUUUACUGCGAUCUAAUAGAAGAGACUGGCGUGCGUCAUACCAUGAAGUGCGCUAUUCACGGCGAACGACGUUGUCCUAUGAUUGGUGCCAGCAUCAGCGAGCCUUUGAGAAAGGCGCAGGAUCGUCAAUUCCUCAUGAUGCUCCACUGGGCCAGGCCACUUGCUUCGCUCUUAAAGCGGUUUUCAGAUAAAAAGCUAGCGGGCAUGUGGAUCAAGCACCUUUGCUCGCUUCCUAGAUCAGCAUGCAAUUUUCUCAGAGGAAUUCGAAAUGAUUACAUGAUGUGUCUUAUGGGUUACCUUACCCACCAAGAAUUGCAUGGACCCUUUUUGGAUUAUCCGGUUGCCGGUGAAUUGGUACCUUUAGCCGAAGCAGCAAAAAUUGCAGCAGCUGAGCAUGAGCUCAUGGACCCCUAUGGCGUUGAGACCAAUUCGUUCUUAAGCCGGGCGCCUAAAAUUCCGAGGGGGACGCCAGGUGCUUUUGCUUUUGUAGCGAUUACAGGAGAUGGCUUGACUGACAUAUGUGGUCGCAAAUAA